Molecule: messenger RNA, 1197 nt
Organism: Saccharomycopsis crataegensis
Lineage: Eukaryota; Fungi; Ascomycota; Saccharomycetes; Ascoideales; Saccharomycopsidaceae
Gene: SHY1
Product: cytochrome oxidase assembly protein SHY1
Exons: 1
Coding region: 1-1197 (398 amino acids)
Biological process (GO): mitochondrial respiratory chain complex IV assembly
Cellular component (GO): mitochondrion; membrane
Source: RefSeq, a predicted model, not a curated record
AUGGUUGGUGCGAGAAUCUUAGCACAAUCUUCAAGGAUACGCCUUCUUACGGCCGCUGGCUAUAAAAGAUCAUUUGCCUCGUUUGUUAAUACUGAUUUCAAGUCUGUCAGGCCAUCCAAUUUGCAUUCUAAUGGGAUUCUUCACAAGCAGGAACACCCCAAUCUCCUUGCCAAAAGGCUUAUCACUAACUUGAGAGUCUCCAGAGACCUCCAAGAUAAAGACACUGGGAAGAGUGAUGAACGCUUCAGAAAGAUCAAGAAUGGUAUUGUGUUGUCUCUAUUAAUUCUUUUUCCUAUUGUCUGUUUGAAUCUCGGUAAUUGGCAAUAUAAAAGACUCCAUUGGAAAACUGAUUUAAUUUACAAGCUUAAGGAUCGGGUGGACAGUCAAUCUGUUGACAUUCAGAAAGUUGUUGUUCCAACCGACACCGACGAGAUUACACAGCUAGAAGAUGAUCUAGAAUUUACGAAAUUCAAGAUCAGGGGGAAGUUUGUCCAUGAGGAGGAAUUGUUUGUUGGUCCAAGAGUUUCUGAUGAAAUCAGAGGUUAUUUUGUUUAUACGCCAUUUAUCAUCACUAGUGAAGGUCCAAAUAAGGGCAAAAAGAUUAUUGUGUCAAGAGGCUUCAUUGGUGAAAAGAAAGUGUCCCCACAGUCAAGAUUAGAAAAUAAUAAACUAGCAGAGCUAGCAUUGCCUAUGGGAGAAGUUACAAUUGAAUGCCUUCUUAGAAGACGUGUGAAACCAGGAUCCAUGGCUUUGGAUAACGAUAAGAAUAUCAGAUUAUUGGCGUAUGUUGAUAUCUACGAUAUUGCUGAAAGAACCGAUUCCAUCCCGAUUUACUUCCAACAGAUGCGUGAUUUGUCUGAUAAAUCACUCAAUACGUCCCUAAAACAUGAGAGCUCUCCUAGUAAUGAUUACAAACCGUGGUGGAAGCUCUGGGGAAGCAAUGCUACUCCACAGCCUAAGGUUGAACAACUUGGUGGAUCAGGCCGUAUCCAUGAGUUUACUAAGAGCCAGUUCCUUAGAAACGGGGUUCCUCUCGGUACUACAGGUGACAUUAAUAUCAGAAAUAACCAUUUGGAGUAUUUGAUCACCUGGUACAGUUUGGCGCUCGUAUCGACUGUCUUGAUCUACUUUGUCGUGAGAAAGAAGACUGUGAAUCCUUUGCAGGAAAAGCUCAAGCACGCUAAGAGAUUGCAAUGA